CAUCUGAGCGCCUGGACAUCCUGCGGGACUUCACACACUAUGGUCUGGAGCACUGGGGCUCGGACACGCAGGGCGUGGAGAAGACCCGCCGCUUCCUCCUCGAAUGGCUCUCCUUCCUGUGCAGGUAUGUGCCAGUGGGCCUGCUGGAACGGCUCCCACAGAGGAUCAACGAGCGGCCCCCCUACUACCUGGGCCGAGACUACCUGGAGACGCUCAUGGCCAGCCAGAAGGCCGCCGACUGGAUCUGCAUCAGUGAGAUGCUGCUGGGACCUGUGCCGCCCAAUUUCGUCUUCCUGCCGAAACACAAGGCCAAUGCGUACAAGUAGCCACGGAGGCAGGAGGGGUUUCCGGGGGGAGGGGGUGGAGGUGCGGGGAGGCCCUAGUGUUUGAGAAGAUAAUAAAUUUUAUUCUUUUAAAACCCAGGCCUUUCUGUGACUCUGAGGCUGCCCCUUCCCAUUCCUGGGAGCUUUCCCUGUACACCCUGUCCCUUCCUCCAUUCUUAUUCAUAUUGGGCGUUUCCUGGACACCCCCAAGGUCGUAGCCCCAUGUUGACCACCGUUGGUGCCCAGAGAGGCCUUGACCACAAAGAAGCCACCAGGGCUCAUGAGGGGGCGUGGUCCUCGCCUGCAUGGGUGUGGUUCAGGGCAGACUGCCUGGAGGAAGGGGCCUCAGAGCUGUCAGUUCCCCCAGAAGGCUUCAGCCCCCGGGGCCUGGAUGGCACCAAGGGGCCGGGCAGCCAGCCCGCUCCCGUCUGCAUGGAGCCUCUUCCCACUGUGGGUUCCUCCAACCUGUACCACCCCCCAAACCCAGAGAAAGAGGUGUUUCCAGCCCCUCCGGCAGGUUUCCAGAUGGCACCUUGUGGCUGCUUCUUUGACCCCCGCAUUUACCGAAUUGAGUGGGUCACCACCGACUUCGGCCAGUCGUCCCUGUACAAACCGGCAGCAGCUGGCGGCGGGGGGACAGCAGGGAGCCCCGCCUCGGCAGGCACCUACCUCCUAGAGCCCCAGCACUACCUCAAGGCCUCGGUGCCACCCCCACUGCCCCCGCCAUACCCUCACCUCCAGCCAGCACCUGGGGGCCCCCAGUACCUCAUGCCCUGCUUCCCGCCCGAGGGGCCUGGGCCUGAGGCCCUGGGCUUUGUGGGGAAUGGAGGGGCUCCCGCCUUGGUGGAGCUGCCCCCAUCCCUGCUCAAGGAAGGCCUGGUGCCCCCGCCACCACCGCUGCCCCCUAAGGAGAACAAGCUGCCCUUUCUGCACGUUACGUUGUCCACUGAGGAUGCACUGUGCCCUGGUGCCUAUGACCACCUUAAGGGCUGCCUGAGCCAGCUGCACGGGCUGGGGGAACCCCUGGUCUUCCCCGCCAAGGAGCUGCAGGGCGGUGGCACCGUUCCGGACCCUGGGGAACCCAAGGCGGCGGAGGCAGAGACAGCCAUGCUGGGGGCGGGCGAGGCUAGACACCCUGAGAUGGCCAGGCCCUUCAUGUUGCCCGAGAAGGUGCUGCUGGAGGAUGCCAUGAAGCUAUUCGACUGCCUGCCAGGGGGCGCCGAGCCCGAGGGGCCCCCAUGCAAGGCCCCCGGGCCGGCCCUGUCCAAUAACCGGGGUGGUGGGGACGACUCAGGCGACAUCCGCUCGCUGCGCCUGCCAGACGAGCUGCUGUCCUUCGACUACAGCGUGCCCGAGAUCCUGGACACUGUGUCCCAUGUGGACUACCUUUUCAACUUCAAGGCGCUGGAUGAGGAGCCGCCGCCCUGCCUAGGGCCCCCCGCCACCACCACCACCACCACCACGAUCGCUCGGGCCGAGCCCGGGAGAAAGAGAAAGGCUAGUGCCUCAGCCACCAAGAAAGGGAGGCAGGGAGGCAAGAGCAAGCAGGCCCCGGGCCUGGCCAGCGCCACCCCUUCGGGGCCCAGGCAGGACCUGGAAGCCAUCCCCCAUUAAAGCGGAUUUGACCUCA
Molecule: messenger RNA, 1953 nt
Organism: Hipposideros armiger (great roundleaf bat)
Lineage: Eukaryota; Metazoa; Chordata; Mammalia; Chiroptera; Hipposideridae
Gene: PRR22
Product: proline rich 22
Exons: 6
Coding region: 546-1937 (463 amino acids)
Source: RefSeq, a predicted model, not a curated record